AUGUCAUUCACUGGAACAAUUGACAAAUGCAAGGCUUGUGAUAAGACUGUACAUGUUGUGGAUAUGUUGACUCUCGAAGGAGUUCCAUACCAUAAAACAUGCUUCAAAUGUAGCCAUUGCAAGGGACAUCUUGUGAUGAGCACUUACUCCUCCAUGGAUGGAGUUCUUUACUGCAAGCCUCAUUUUGAGCAACUUUUUAAGGAAUCAGGCAAUUUCAGCAAAAAUUUCCUAACAGCAAAACCUGAGAAGCAAAAUGAAGCGAAUAAGACUUCCAGCAAAUUUUCAUCAAUGUUCUGUGGAACCCAAGACAAAUGUGCCUCUUGCGAGAAGACAGUGUAUCCAUUGGAGAAGGUGACUAUGGAAGGGGAAUGUUUCCACAAGUCAUGUUUCAAAUGUGCUCACGGAGGGUGUCACUUGACGCACUCUUCGUAUGCGGCUUUAAACGGGGUCUUAUAUUGUAAGCAUCAUUUUUCUCAACUUUUCAUGGAGAAAGGGAACUACAAUCACGUUCUCGAGGCUGCUACACAUAAGAGAAACAACUCCGCGGCGUCGAUCGAACAUGUCGAUAAUGAAUCAGACGGAACUCCAGCAAUUGAAGAAAAUGAAUCUUGA
Messenger RNA from Gossypium raimondii (Peruvian cotton), 612 nucleotides. RefSeq names its product LIM domain-containing protein PLIM2b. The record is from RefSeq and is a predicted model, not a curated record. NCBI's taxonomy places the organism in Eukaryota, Viridiplantae, Streptophyta, Magnoliopsida, Malvales, Malvaceae. Gene Ontology annotation, molecular function: actin filament binding. The transcript has 5 exons. Gene Ontology annotation, cellular component: actin cytoskeleton; plasma membrane. The coding region runs from base 1 to 612 and encodes 203 amino acids. Gene Ontology annotation, biological process: actin filament bundle assembly.